AAUGACAAUUUUUACAUCAUUGAAAGAAGGAAGUGCAACACUGAAAUCCGUUUUUCUCCCGUCUCAUGGGAAACUGAGGGAAUGAUGCACAAACAUUCAAAAACAUGAUGGGUUUCUAACGAUACAAAGCUUAAUGCAAAAUGGUGAAAUGUCCCUUUAAAAUACAUUCAGCUGAUGAGCCAUUUUUAGAUACAGUAAAUUUGCAAUGUAUAUCAUGUAUCAUUCACCACAGUCCUUGCUUAGAGUUGGAAAACUGUAUACAGUAAAUAGUUUUGUUUUUUUAUAUUCAGAUCAGUGUGCAAUGUUUGUGAAACAAAGAGGAGCUGUGACAGCAGUUAUGAACAUUAUUUUCUUUGUGCUACUUUUCCUGUCAGGACUUCUGUGCAGCGCUUCUGGUUUACAGAGAGCGUACCAUUAUAUCAAUAAGAGUAUGACAUGGACAGAAGCUCAACGUUACUGUAGAGAGAGAUACACUGAUCUGGCUACUGUAGACUCAAUGGAAGAUGUGAACAGGAUUGUAAAUACGGUGAAUGAUGGGUACAGUGGAUCAGUGUGGAUUGGACUGCAGAGGGCAACACAGAGUCGCUGGGGUUGGUCUUUGGGAAAUGAUACUAUUACACAGUACAGUGGAUGGAGUCCAGGAGUGCUGGUUGAUAAUGCUUGUGCCUUUUUUGCUAAUGGAUUUUGGUACACUGAUGUAUGCUUAAAAAAUCUGCACUUUGUGUGCUAUGAUGAAAGUAUUGGAUACAUCAGGAUACAGAUUUAUAAAACCUGGACAGAUGCUCAGAGUUAUUGCAGACAGUAUCAUACUGAUCUGGCCACCAUUAGCAGCGCUGAUGAGCAGAGUCGACUGUAUGCAGUUGUUGGAGAUGGGCCAUGGGUCUGGAUCGGUCUGUUCUUGGACUCUUGGCAGUGGUCUGACCAAUGGAACCUCUUCUUUAGAUACUGGGCAACAGGAUACACAUCACAGACUUUAGGAUCUGGAGACUGUGUUGCUAUGUCAAUGACUAACUCUGGGAAAUGGGUUCAGUAUAGCUGUAACCAACCGCAGCAUUUUAUCUGUUAUAUAGAUGUUAAAAAACAGAUUGUCAGGUUAAACGUGUCCUAUGAUGGAAAAUGCAAUUUGACUAAUACUUCACUACAGACAGCCAUUCUGAAUGAGUUACAUAAAAAGCUAAAGCUUAUGGGGCUGGGAAAUUAUACACAGAUAAGCUGGAGAAAGGAUGAAAAUGGAGAAGUGUUUCACCUGAAGUCCAGACACUGACUGCUAUUUUUUCAUGUGUGAUAUUUUUAUGUCCCUUUAUAUGCAUUUGACAUGUAAAUUCAAUUUAUAGAAAUAGUAUAAAAUUCCUAUUUUCAGGUGAUUUUAGAUAUUAUAUACAGGUUUAAAACUUAUGAUUAAAGCUGUAUUCAUUAAUUUUGGCCUCUCUAUUCCUAUCUCUGUAUGUGCAUUUUGCUCUCCCACGCUACUAUGAUGAAUCUGAGAAAUUGUCAUGUGUCAAAUAAUAGAUCUGCCACGUUUGUUGUGACUAAAUGUAAUGUAAAUGUUUUAACAUAAAUCAUGUUGCUGAUGUCAUGUCUUUUCCGGUAGCGCCGCCAUCUUAGAGUCCUCCGCAUUCAGGAUGAGCGAUUACGCAACAUACAGCGGUUUCUCUGUUGCUGCUCUGUCCCCCGCCCUCCGAAUUUGUCAUACGUCACUAAGAAAAGUGCGUACACUAUGCUAAUACUCUCUCCUGAGUCUAAGAUGGCGGCGCUACCGGAAGGUAGUUAAUAACGUUAAUAACAUUUUAAAUAUGGAUAUUUCUACAACAACACCGCACGGAUUACCCUCAGAAGACCUUUGUUUAUCAUCCUGGAGCCGUUUGGAUUUAAUUUGUGAAGGAUGGACGCACUUUUUUUGGACUUGAAGGUCGUGGACUAUUGCUGGACCCCGUAACAUUACAUUUAAUCAACAGAAAGAUCUAAAAUAUUUUCUAAAAUAUCCGAAAAUGUGUUUGUCUGAAAAACGAUGGACAUAUGCAACUUGGACAGCUUGGGGGUGAGUAAAUAAUGGGUUUAAUAUCGUUUUUGGCCGAACUAUCCCUUUAAUGCAUCUUAUUCUGGAGAAAAUCGACUUAUACUGGAAGGUACAGACCACGUAGCAAAGUGCAGUUGCAUGUGGCCCAAUGUACGCCCAGGUCCUUGGCCCAUAUCUGGCCCACAUACUGAUUGCUAAAAGAAAAAUAAUUGAAUGAUGUGUGGUUGUAACAUGUUAUUGGUUAUGACUAUACCACAAUAUUAGACUGCUAUGAUGAAAUAACACCUUAAAAUCGACAAUUUUUUAAAAGGGAGAAUUUUAAAGAUGCAGCUGUUUUUCCAUACAGUGCCAGUUUAUUUUGGGGGGGGGGUCCCAGACAGGGAUUAGACUAGUCCUAGACUAAAAUAAAUGUACAGUAAGAGCUAUCCAAACUGAAAACAACUUGCACUGACAUAUUUUAAAAUACAUCAGUGCCCUUUGUUUUGCCUCAAAAUGCACACCAAUGUUUUGUUUUUAGAAAUGCAUGUUUGUUAAAACUAGUUAUAUUUCCUAAUUAAACUAAGGCUUAGUCCUGGCUUAGUUCCCUGUCUGGGAAACCACCUCGUGAACACCAAAACAGGUCAC
Molecule: messenger RNA, 2641 nt
Organism: Misgurnus anguillicaudatus (oriental weatherfish)
Lineage: Eukaryota; Metazoa; Chordata; Actinopteri; Cypriniformes; Cobitidae
Source: RefSeq, a predicted model, not a curated record